AUGGCCCAUUUGUUGCGUGUCUAUACUUGUCUCUUUUUCAGGGGACAAUCGCGCCAUUCUUCCGAAGAAGCGGAGAAUGCGAAGAGGAUCUCUACAGAGAUCAAGAUCGUUUCCGGUUCGGUGCAGGGCACCCGCGAUUCUAUCGAGAUGAGGUUCGCACAGGUAGCAGCGUCGAUUGCCGAGGCGUAUAGUCUUGCAAUGGAGACCAAGAUGGUGCUUCUGCCACUGCUGCUUCUGCCACUGCUGCUUCUGUCACCGCUGCUUCUUCUCACCACCACCACCACCACCACCAUCACAGCCAUCUCCACGCCACAACCAACUCUCUCCCGCCCGCCAGGGAGGAGCUUAACCUUCUUUCGGGUUGUAAAAACAUAUCCCAUCGAACCAAACACGCGCCGCAUGCACACACUACCAUCUCACAACACGUCCUGCCCCCACUAUCCGCAGUGUCCCGAGCUCGGAUGCUCGUAUUUACCCUUGAUGAUGGUGUCUUGCUAG
Molecule: messenger RNA, 498 nt
Organism: Pseudogymnoascus verrucosus
Lineage: Eukaryota; Fungi; Ascomycota; Leotiomycetes; Thelebolales; Thelebolaceae
Exons: 1
Coding region: 1-498 (165 amino acids)
Source: RefSeq, a predicted model, not a curated record